CACCACUCACUAAUCACUACACUAUUCGUCUGAAUCGUCUGUUCGCCAUUUUAGGUUUUAUUUAGGAGAGUUCUUUCCGAAGUGUUUGUGCUGAAAGAGAGUUUUAGGUGAUUUGCAGUCAUGGAGAGCACCAUUGACUUCAAAUUGGGAGCUGUAAUUGGAAAAGGUUCUUACGGAAAAGUGCACGUAGGAAAAUAUAAAAACAAUCAAGAAGAUGUUGCAAUUAAGACCUGUUGCAUUGAUGAGGUCCCAUCUGACGAGUGGCAACUCACUUUAGGUGAGACGUGCAUCACCAUGGAAUUGUGUCAUGAAGGUUUGAUCAAGUUCAUACACACACAGAUAUCCAACUCUGUCUUGUACAGAGUGAUGCCUUUGAUGCCCUACCUCAGUUGUGACAAAAUAAUGGAGAAGUCCUACCCAUACGGUAUCCCUGAGGUUGCUAUUAGCAUGAUCUUAAAAGACAUUUUGAAUGCUUUAGAGUACCUUCAUGGGAGGAACUACAUUAAUAGGUCGGUUAAAGGCAGCCAUAUUUUAAUCAGUGAAUCAGGAGCAGCCGUCCUCACAAGCUUCAGGUUCAUGUUAAAAAUGAAUGUAACUGAUCCAAAAACGUAUUCUGUUGAGAAUAUCGAAUUCAUGAAAAAGAAUAUGAUAUGGCUUAGCCCAGAGAUCAUCAAGCAGGAUAGCACAGGGUACUCCUACACGUCUGACAUCUAUAGUGUCGGAAUUACAGCGUGUGAACUCGCCAAUGGCGUCGCACCUUACAAGGACACCAACCCGACUAUGAUGCUUGUGAAAAAGCUUAAAGAUCGCCGUCCCCAAGUCUGGGACUCCAAAUAUCUGGAACAGAAUCAGGCAUGCUCCAGCCAACAGGCUUUGCCUCGUCAGCCAGCUCCAGUGUGUGGGCAAGGUGUUAACUCGAUUCUUCUCUCUGAAAGUUCCUCAGACUCUGAUGAAGAUUUCACAGUAAAGAACAACAGCAUGGAACAAAUGAACAAGAUUUACAGGGAGAAGCUAUUCUCCAAAGAAUUUCAAAACUUUCUCGAUCUAUCACUCUGCAUUGAUGGGGAUGCCAGACUGUCUGCCUCAGGUGCCUUGAAGCACAGAUUUAUAAAAAGCUGCCAAGGCCACCCUUCUACAGAACUCCUUCAACUAUUGAACUUAACUGAUCCCGUUGUAUACCAGCCAGUUCCAGAAACACAGGAAGCAGAAAAACCACAAGUGUUUAAACUCUCACCUGAAGACAUUGACUGGAAUUUUGAUUCAACAUCCUCUGAUGAAUCUGAAUAGAAAUUCAUCUUAAAUUGUGAUACAUUUAUAAUGGCUAGUGACUUUUGUUUUAGUUCUUAUUCUAUAAUAAGAAUAGUAUUAUUUUUAAUAUUGAGACACUACCAUGGUAUGACACUUCAGCCCCAGGCGACUAUUUUACUUAGCAGUAAGACUAAACAUAACAUGAAUCUUCAUAUGGGGCUGUGAGUGUUAAAUUUAAGGAUAACUGCUGAUUGUCCACAAAGACACAAAACCAAAGUUGAAUUAAUACACAUACUUAUGUACACACAGACAAAACCAAAGUUGAAAUAAUACACCUACUUAUGUACACACGGGACAUACAUAUGCGUAUAUAUAAAUAAAGUAAGUAACCCAGAUAAAUAUUAUUGCAGAACAAUAUUAGUUCAAUGACUUAGUGUUCUGAGAAUAAAUUCAUCUAUGGUAUUUACACAGUCAAUGAUGAAAACUGCAUUUUAAAGAUCUUAAUAAUACUAAAGUCAACAUCAAUUUUGAAUCAAGUUAAAAGCAUUUGAGUUAUAACAUCUCAUUUUUCACAAGGUAAAUUUAAAAAAAAUACUAUUUUUGCUGUUAAAAUUCAGUACACAAUAGCUGAGGGCUUUUAAACAGUAUGAAUCAUCCAUUCAAGGACACUCGUGCUACCCGAUACACUCAUAUUACUCUAAGACCCGUCUCCUCUGGCUCGGACUCUCUAACCUAGAUAUAUGUAGCAAGCAACUCAUGGUAUGGAACUAAAUAAAUAUAUACGUUAAAAUAUAAAUACUUGAUUGAUAAUUAUGUACAAUAUAUAAAAUACAACCAAUUUAUUUAAACCAUGCACAAAGGCAUUCUGGCUUCUUAACAGACGACACUAAAUGUUUCUACGUGAAAACGUUCCAAUUAACCCAGUUUUCAUCUCCCUGGUACUUGAAUCCGUGACCUGUAGUUAGAGAGCUGCAUCCUCACCCUUAUGCUACGAUGAAGGUCUCGAUUUUGGUGUGAGAGUUCGUUUGAAAUAAACAUGUAAAAAUUAAUCAUUGGAAGACUACAUAUUUCUAUAUGUAUACCACUGAAAAGUUAAACAUAUCAGCUUAUGCAAAAUAUAACACAAGCACUUCACUUUUUCCUUCAAAAAAGCAAGUAUUCAUAGGCCCAACUCUACAUGUGUUAUCUAUCCAUCAUGUCCACUCAUCCCCUUUAUUUACAUUAAAUGAUGAUUAAAUACGUGUUUUUUAAAUGAUAUUAUAUAUUAACCUUGUCUACCGACAGCACUAAUUAUCAUGAUAUCUAUAAGCCAGUUUUGGGUAGUGUCUCAAUUAAAAACUUGAAAUAUUAUGUACUUCAGUACAUACAGUAUAUGUUUUGACUUUUAAAUCCUUUAUGUUAAAUUUGUUCUUUGUUUAAAUUUACUUGAUUUUUUAAUUCCAAUUUUAAACAGUUGCGUAAGUUCCAGACAAUUUUAAAUUAAUUUGAAUCAAAUUAAAUAGAGGAACAGUAAGUUAUUUUUAAAUAGCGUAAUUAGUUUUCCAUUGCAAGAUCUGCAUUAAGUAUAGACUUUGAGUAGUGGUCGAAAUCUAAAUUAAAAUAAGAACUGUUUGUUAGUUAUGUUUAACUAUGUGUAAUUUAUGUUAAAUUCUUAUCUUGUGUUUAAUACUAUAAUUUAAAGGCCACCUAACAUUAAACUAUUAAGAUUUGUUGUGAAAUAAAAUACGAUACUAGCUGAGAGAAUUCUUGAAUAGGAUGUUAUUGAGAUUGGUAACUUCACGGGUAGUUAGGUGGCUUAUGUACUUGCCUGUGAUAAUACAUUAUAAGCCAACAAGUGUCUUUUAACUUACUUGUAGUAUAUUUCCGUACACACUUUCCUACACGUAAAUACAAUGUUGUGACUAUCAUUCACUGCCUUAAAUAGUCUUAUUGGGUGCUUAAGUUACGCACGAGGUGCUGGUCGUCAGACUAAUUACGCUCAGUCAUCAGUAUUGAAAUGGUACUCGUGUCUUUCAUUUCAGGCUGUUUUUGGAUGGAGAGUACUAAAUGUCACACUGUUAUUUGCCACAUAUACGAGGUCUCUGAACUCCUUAGUACUUCAGAAUGAGUUCCUUUUUAAUUACUUGAUACUUUCAGACCCAGUAGUGAUACCGCAGCGUCAAGCGCUAUACACACGGCUAGUAUCGAUCACAUCUCGUAUAGUAUCAUGUUCUACCUUUCAUCCCGUUUUGCAUUUAGUAACAAUUUUUUUACUGUAAAAAGAUUUAACACAUCCUGGAACGUCACCAUUUUCAGUUUUAAGGUGAACCAUUAGUAUAGGAACCAAGAGAAUAUCCAUAAUAUUAAACAAACUUGUUUCAUUUGCAUAAAAAUUAUCUGAUUGCCAUAAUCUAAACCAAUAAACGAUCUGUUUUGAAACCAGGUAAAAUGGUUGCUUUGAACACAGUAAAUAAAUGUGACAGCAGAAUGCAGAAUAUUUCCGGCUAGUUUCUAUUGAUGAUGUUAGCUAUAGUUUAUUUUGAGGUUAUAAAUUUGGUAUCAGUUAAUUUAUAUGGAUUAGUCAUUGACUGUCUUAUCAUCCCUUAGAAUAUUCUCGUUCACUUACAGAACACUGCUGUGUACUCUUUUUAAUAUUCAAUUAAAUUACUAUUUAAUUAAAGUAAAUAGUACACUACCAAUAUUAUUAUAUGAGAGCGUAAUAUUGUAAUUCAUCUAAAUACAGCAUUCAGUUUAAUCUAAAUUGAAAACAAAAUUAGCCUUUUAAAAUUUUGACAAAAUAUUUACACAACUUGUAUGGAAAGUUAAUCUGUGUUUCAAAGCUUCAUAUGACAAUUCUAAUAAUGCAACUCAGGUUUAGAUCAUUCAAUCAUUAAGAGUGAACUGGGUAACUCUUCAACUUUCUUCCAUCUCCAUUCCCGAACUUCUAAUAUGUCAUUGCACUUUGAAUACAAGCUAGUCCAUCCAUUUUUCUUACUUAAUAGCAUCACAUGAUCGACUGUCCGAUAAUCUUCGCUCAUAAAUCUCAAUUUAUUUACAUCCUUUCCUAUAUAUAAAAAUGUCUGGGUCGUUCGUAUCAGUGGCAAACUUAGCUACAUAAGUUUAUUGGCAUAUGUGCAUAUAUUCAACCUUCACUACGGUAUAUGGUUAAAAAUGUAGUAAUUUUGAUAAUUUGCUACCUAAGAUUUCUUUUAGGGAAGUAAAUGAGGUCACAACAUUUUUGUGUUACUACUACAGUAACAAGCUUAAGAGUUCUAUGGAAAAAGAAAUACUUACUAAUGUAAAAUUUUACAUAUAAGGAUUACAGAGUAUAUAUAUUAUUAUUUUUCAAAUGAACUGUUCAACAUCAAAACAGCAGAGACAUAAUAAUGAUAAGAAAGAAAACAGAUCAAAUGUGAUUGAGGCAGAUUUGGGAUUUGUAUAUCAACUAAAGUCAAUACAUUCUUUGUUGUAGACUUUUUGGGCUUAGUAUAAAUUGUACUAAAUUAAAUUUACAUUGUCAAUAUUGAUGAAAUGUGUUUAUAAUAUGAUGAGUGGUUUUUAACUGGGACAGUCAAGGUCAAAUUGCAAAAAUUCACAGAUAGAAUAUAAUAGUUGUUUGAUUAAAGAAUGAACACUUUUGUGUAUUUGUUUAAUUUCAUAUUGAGCAAGGAGUGUAAAUUCACCUGAUAGUUUUUUAAGGCUGGAUCAAAUCAGCAUUGAGUUAAUAAAUCAGAGUAACAUCGAAUCAAACCAGACUUAUAAUAUGAGUUUUUAGAGCAUCAUUUAAAGUGUCAAAUUAAUUAUUUCACUUUGAAAAUUCUUUAGUAGAGUUUGAAAGUAAUUUUUCUUGGUAAACUUAGACAGUUAGGUGUCACUUUCAACAGCCAUUUUUGUUUUUAAAUAAUUUGAAAAAAAUGUUGUUCCGCUGUAAUUGGUAUUUACUUUCACCUCUAAUGUGAGGUUUUAAUUUUUGUCCUACCGAAUAAAAUUUACUUUGUUUUUCUCCAUUUAGUCCCAAGUUGUGGAAAUUACAGUAUUGUUUAGCCAGAUUAUAAUACUUUUCUUUUUUACAGCAAAGCAAUUUCUUGUAAACAUAUGUUGUAGUGGAGAUGUACUCUCUGAAAUGUGUCUGCCCCAGACUGGGUCCCUGAAGAAAGAUAGUAAGUUAACAGAUAAUGCAUUAGUUGUGUUGUUCAUUGCAUAAAUUAUGUCAAACAACUAAGCACCAUUGUAUUGUAUACUCCCGAUGGUUUUAACUUUGGAUUUGUUACAAAUUCAGAUUAUCAAAUUCUUUAUAAAAAUCAUAUCAAAUUCUUUAUAAAAAUCAUAUAUGUCCACUUUUUUUAGCUACCAUGGAUUCAGUCAAACUUGUGAUGGUUGACUUGGCAAUGAUCUCAAGCCAAAAGACCCAUCAAGUAAUGGGUCAGAUUUUUCAUAAAACCUUGUUAGAACAAAGGUGUUUGUUCCAUAAAUCUUCUCGGAAAUGUUGUAAUAUUUUGGGAACUGAGAGAAUAAGCUAAAUGGGUCUAUAAUCAACUACCACUUUGCAGGACUUCUGUUAUAUUUGAGAAUACUCGAAUUACUGUUAUGUUGUCCUGAAAGAUACCCUUGUUAGAAUGACAGAGAAAGAUUGAUCUGUUAACCUGUCAAUAAGACCAAGAUUGUGACAUCACUUAGUGUAUAUAUUUAAGUGUUCUGCAAAUGAAAUGGAUUUAUAAGUAUUUUGUCAACUAUUAACUAUUCAGUUGCUUCAUGUGUAUGUAUAUUUUAAUCUUUACUGUGUUUAAUGCCGAGAUAAGUAUUCCAUUGUUUUUUUAUAUACUAUACUUAAUAUUUUUUGGCAUUUUGCAUAUGCCAUUCUUAAAUAUGAUAUAUUUUGAAUGUUAUCUAUCCUAACUGUUGAUUGUGAGUUUUUUUAAGUGAUCCAAUGUUUUUCUUUAUUUGUUGCCUUCGAUCAAGUUGAAUGUUAUCUAUCAUAACUGUUUUAUUUUAAGUGAUCCAAUGUUUUUCUUUAUUUGUUGCCUCCUAUCAAGAUUUCAGAUGGUGGGUGUGUUGAACAAGUGUCAUGUCAGUAUAGAUUAAGUUUGAUUUCAUAUUAGUAGGUAGCAUCUUUUUACAUUUAUUUUAAAUGUGUGCCAUCAAAUGGCUUUCCAAUGAUAACUAAAUAACUGAUAUGUUUACUUUAUAAGACUGUUAGUUACCUAUGUUACAGCUGUUGAUACUUUUAUAAUAAAAAGUUACCAAAGUUGA
Messenger RNA from Homalodisca vitripennis (glassy-winged sharpshooter), 6477 nucleotides. Its product is annotated as putative serine/threonine-protein kinase STE20-like. The transcript is spliced from 7 exons. Lineage: Eukaryota; Metazoa; Arthropoda; Insecta; Hemiptera; Cicadellidae. Gene Ontology annotation, molecular function: protein serine/threonine kinase activator activity; ATP binding; protein kinase activity. Gene Ontology annotation, biological process: protein phosphorylation. The record is from RefSeq and is a predicted model, not a curated record. The coding region runs from base 121 to 1287 and encodes 388 amino acids.